This is a messenger RNA of Giardia duodenalis, 2892 nucleotides long. Its product is annotated as Msh2-like protein. Bases 1 to 2892 code for a protein of 963 amino acids. NCBI's taxonomy places the organism in Eukaryota, Fornicata, Diplomonadida, Hexamitidae. The record is from RefSeq and is a predicted model, not a curated record. Gene Ontology annotation, cellular component: MutSalpha complex; nucleus. The transcript has a single exon. Gene Ontology annotation, molecular function: ATP-dependent DNA damage sensor activity; mismatched DNA binding; ATP binding. Gene Ontology annotation, biological process: mismatch repair.
AUGGAGCAGCAGUGGGCAUCGCCAUCUCUGCGCAGAGAGCUCUUGGAGGCUCUCCGAGAUACAGCACAUUUAACUUCGUUCAAGCUCUUUCUAGUGCCUUCAGCUGGAUACUUAGUACUUGGAGAUGAUGUCGAUGCAUUGAGGAGACUCAUGCAGGUGACAGUACAGUACUGGAAGGACGACGGUAUUUGUGAUACUGAGACACCAGAGGCUACUGCCAUCUUAGUAUUUAGUGAGACAGAGGUAGAAAGGCUUGUGAGGGCAGUGUUUUUCUCGCUGAAGCGAGGGCUUGACCUCUUUGAGGAAAGGAGCGACGGGCGCUUUGUACGAACACGCUCAGGAUCUCCGGGGAAUCUUUACGCCUUCUAUGAACUAUGCCCUUCUUUGGCAUCUAAUGACACCUCUGUCUUCGCAUUCAUUUAUGUUGAUCACUUCAGUGAUGCUCCCAGCAGUGCCAUAAGCGGCUCACGGUCGAGUGUGGCUUCUACAGAAGUCGUUAAUGUGUAUAUUGUAUACACUGACUGUCAAACAACCAUAGGAGGCUGUAUUCUCACUGACACGCCUCAACUGUCCAAUCUUUCAGCGCAGAUCUGCCAGCUAAGUGUCAGGGAGGCAGCUAUUGUUGAAAAUAAGACACUAGAAGGCAUCUUAGUGGAACAAGGUUUGGUAUAUGCGGUUGCAACCGAAACAUUCAAGCGAUCUCUAGGCUUUGACUAUGAUGCAGCCCAUGUUCGCAUAAGGCGGCUACUUCUUAUGGAAGCGUAUGAGGUUUAUGCUUCUCUUCUGGCACAGUCACGCGGUGCCGGCCUUGUCACGAGGAUCCCCUUUUUAAAUGCAAAGCAUGCUCCAGUUCAAGGAAACCAAGUUCUUGUGGCGUGCCUUAUUUCUCUUUUGGAGCACGUUAAUUUAGAAAGUCUCUCUGAGCAAUCUCAACACUCCCAAGAUUCUGUUGAUGCAUCCUCUUCUGUCGGUACUUUCCUUUUUGAGGUGCCCAUCUUUUCAUCGACCAUGCUCUACACAAUGGCAGAUAUGAACUCUCUUAAAAUAGUAGACUAUCAAUCCACUACGCGCAAGACACUCUACAAUCUUUUAAACAAAACAGUCACGCAACACGGAGCCCUGCAGCUACUCAGAUGGCUGCGCGCCCCCACUACUGAUCUUGCUGUCAUUUCAUAUAGGCACGAUAUUGUUCAGUAUCUUUCAGGAGAGCAUCUGAGCGGACCGCUUCAUGCAUCUGUCCGGCGGACACUUCGAUCAUGCCCCUCAUUUUCAAGAACCGCCUUCCUUCUACGUGCUUAUGCAAGAGCACAUCAGUCUUCUACCAUUUUCUCGCAACUUCUUGAUGUCUACGUAUUCAUGCGUGACACUUACGGGCUCAUCAUCGAUAUCUUCUGCGACUCCAGCGAUGCUAACUCCAACUCAACAGAGACGUCUGUGGUUGCAUUAGCCACAAAGCUUCAAGAGCUCCAAAUAGAGAUACUAGAUUUUUCCCAGCUCAUUGAGAAGACAUUCGAUCUCGAGUCUCCGUAUCUCUCAAAGAAUGUAGACACCCUCUUUGCAGAUCCUGAAGAGAUAUAUCUUUGCCCUGGGUACAGCGAAGAACUAGACGCCUUGCGGAGAGAUCUAGAUACUAACAAUGCAUCUAUACAAAGAGACUACCUAGAUAUUGCAGAGAGCGUUAAGGGGUGUAGGUUGAUUUUCAUUCCGUCUCAAGGAUACGUUAUUAGGGCACCAAAGAGCUCGUAUGCGCGCAUCUCAAGUUGUUCCAACGUCAUAGUGCUAGAGAACAAGGCUAACUAUGUUAAGUUUACUACAGAGGGGCUCAAGAACUACUCUCUCCAAAGAAUGGAUGCAUAUAAUGCAUACUUCUUGCUACAGAAGGAGAUGGAACCGGAAAUUGUCCAAAAGUUCGCUCCAUUUAGUCAAGUGUUAGAUAGAAUUGGAGUGUUGUUGGCUGAAAUAGAUUGCCUAGCAUCUUUUUCAUAUGUUUCUGCAGGUACUCUUGGAGAGACAGAUAAUACAAUGGUGUGGAAGUGGGCUCGACCAAAGAUAUCUGAGGCUGGCUCGUUGCGCUUAAUUGAAUGCAAAAACCCUGUCUUGAUGAGCACAAUUGGAACACAGUCCACGGUGAGUAACACCAUUGACUUCAGCUCACGAAUACUACUCCUCACUGGUCCCAAUGCCGGAGGGAAGACAACGCUGCUUCGCUCUAUCGGAUAUUGUAUUGUACUAGCACAGAUUGGCUGCUUUGUCCCUUGUGAGGCCGCAUACAUUCCUAUCCAGAAGCGUCUCUCUAUUAGACUGGGUACUGGAGACUGUUUGAGUAAGGGGUACUCCACUUUUAUGUACGAAAUGGUAAGCAUGAGUCACAUCCUGUCCUCUUUGAACGAUGCAUCGCUGGUCCUAAUAGAUGAGCUGGGAAGGGGCACUUCUACCGCAGAGGGCUUCGGAAUAUCUAGAGGCAUAGUGGAGACCCUUGUACAGCAGCCGAACUGUUUGGCCCUUCUUUCCACACACAUAGUUGAGCUACCAGCCAGUUUUGCAGGGGUCAGUGCUGUAAAACCUGUGCACAUGCUGUCUAAAAUGGUCAAUAAUCAGCUGAGGCUGCUUUAUCGCAUGAAUGACGGCAUCAUAGAGUCCACCUAUGGCCUUGAUGUCGCUAGCAGCAUGGGAAUUCCCCAAAACAUCUUGGAUGAUGCUCGGACCAUCAUCAAUCUUACUCCAAAGCAUACAUUCAGAGAUUGCGCUGUUGACAAGGAUUACAUGGGUGUUCUUAUGGAGUUGACAGGAAGCCUAGUUGGCUAUCAAAAGGGAGUCUUGACUAGAGAGCAGCUAAGAAUGGCUCACAAUCGCGCUUUGAAAGAGCUUCGUAUCGCUGGUGAAGCAACCUGA